This is a messenger RNA of Indicator indicator, 1040 nucleotides long. RefSeq names its product activating transcription factor 1 (gene ATF1). Gene Ontology annotation, cellular component: ATF4-CREB1 transcription factor complex; nucleus. The record is from RefSeq and is a predicted model, not a curated record. Lineage: Eukaryota; Metazoa; Chordata; Aves; Piciformes; Indicatoridae. Gene Ontology annotation, molecular function: protein binding; DNA-binding transcription factor activity, RNA polymerase II-specific; RNA polymerase II cis-regulatory region sequence-specific DNA binding. Gene Ontology annotation, biological process: regulation of transcription by RNA polymerase II. The coding region runs from base 1 to 957 and encodes 318 amino acids. The transcript has 7 exons.
AUGAUGGAAGAGGUGCACAAGAGCAGCAGCAACAGCUCGGUGACGCCGUCCCAGGCAGCAGCUGGACAAGGUACAACCCUACAGGCAGCUCAGCUCUCUCAUAUUGCUCAACAGAUGUCUCUGCGGGGUCCUGCACCCCUGACAGUUGUUCAGCUUCCUGGGGAGCAAGUCCAGGUCCAGGGAGUCAUUCAGACAGCUCAGUCCUCCUCUGUCAUCCACUCCCCUCAGGUGCAGACAGUGCAGGUCUCUUUGUCUGAGAGUGAGGACUCUCAGGACUCCUCGGACAGCAUCGGCUCCUUGCAGAAGGCUCGUGGUAUCCUCGCUCGGCGACCUUCCUACCGAAAAAUUCUGAAGGAUCUCUCCUCUGAAGAUAGUCGUGAGAGGAAGGGAGAUGAGGAGAGUCCUGGGGUCUCCACGGUCACCUCUAUGUCUGUUCCCACACCUAUCUACCAGACGAGCACUGGACAGUACAUUGCCAUUGCUGCCAACGGGCUGCAGCUGGCCGGGGCGGGCACCGAGGGUGUGCAGGGCCUGCAGACGCUGACCAUGACCAGCACUGGCAGCACACAGCCUGGCACCACUAUCCUGCAGUAUGCACAGACCUCUGAUGGGCAGCAGAUCCUCGUACCCAGCAACCAGGUGGUUGUGCAGACUGCCUCAGGGGACAUGCAGACCUACCAGAUCCGCACCACACCAGCCACCACCUCCCUGCCCCAGACUGUGGUGAUGACCUCUCCAGUCACUCUCACAUCACAGACCAGCAAGACAGAUGACCCCCAGCUGAAACGAGAGAUCAGGCUGAUGAAGAACAGGGAGGCUGCUCGGGAGUGCCGCAGGAAGAAGAAGGAAUAUGUGAAGUGCUUGGAGAACCGAGUGGCAGUCCUGGAAAACCAGAACAAAACUCUCAUUGAAGAGUUAAAAACUUUGAAAGAUCUUUACUGCCAUAAAAGUGUGUAAGGAAAGGUCAAACUUCUGUGGACUGUGGAGAUUCCAGAGGAGAAUUUUUGGGGUUUUUUAUAGACUGAAUUUUUUAAACUAGA